AUCAUCAGAAGUUGGACCGUGAAGCUCGAAUCUGUCGUUUACUGAAGCACCCCAACAUUGUUCGGCUACAUGACAGCAUCUCAGAGGAGGCGCAUCAUUACCUCAUCUUUGACCUGGUAACAGGUGGAGAGCUAUUUGAAGAUAUUGUAGCCAGAGAAUAUUACAGUGAAGCUGACGCCAGUCACUGUAUCCAACAGAUUUUAGAGGCGGUGCUACAUUGUCACCAGAUGGGCGUGGUCCACCGAGACCUGAAGCCAGAGAACCUCCUGCUAGCCUCAAAGUCAAAAGGAGCAGCGGUGAAACUGGCCGACUUCGGCCUCGCCAUCGAGGUGGAGGGAGACCAGCAGGCCUGGUUUGGCUUUGCGGGGACUCCAGGUUACCUGUCCCCAGAGGUGUUGAGGAAGGAUCCAUACGGCAAAGCAGUCGACCUUUGGGCCUGUGGUGUGAUUCUCUACAUCUUAUUGGUCGGUUACCCUCCGUUCUGGGAUGAAGAUCAGCAUCGUCUCUACCAGCAGAUCAAAGCUGGAGCUUAUGAU
This is a messenger RNA of Epinephelus moara (kelp grouper), 536 nucleotides long. RefSeq names its product calcium/calmodulin-dependent protein kinase type II subunit alpha. The annotation marks the transcript as partial. Gene Ontology annotation, cellular component: neuron projection; cytoplasm. Gene Ontology annotation, molecular function: ATP binding; calmodulin binding; calcium/calmodulin-dependent protein kinase activity. The record is from RefSeq and is a predicted model, not a curated record. Gene Ontology annotation, biological process: protein phosphorylation. Lineage: Eukaryota; Metazoa; Chordata; Actinopteri; Perciformes; Serranidae. The transcript has 7 exons.